Molecule: messenger RNA, 4527 nt
Organism: Dothidotthia symphoricarpi CBS 119687
Lineage: Eukaryota; Fungi; Ascomycota; Dothideomycetes; Pleosporales; Dothidotthiaceae
Product: WD repeat protein-like protein
Exons: 5
Coding region: 106-4245 (1379 amino acids)
Biological process (GO): vacuolar acidification
Cellular component (GO): RAVE complex
Molecular function (GO): protein binding
Source: RefSeq, a predicted model, not a curated record
CAUCACUUGACCAUCGUAGCAAGGUGCGCCUGAAGCUUAGAAGCUCUGCAAGGCUCCGCGACGAGCAGGAAAAUGUGGAAUCAAUAGCAUACUUCCACAUCUCUCAUGCGCGGCAUUCUUCCUGGGCGUCCGCAGGCCAAGCUGCAGGCCGUCGCCCAUGGCCUGUGGGAGGGCAACCAGCUCAUUAUCUACAUCUCUGGAAACGCGUUCAUUAUCCUCGACCGCCCAAACCACGUCUUGCAGACCAUCUACAUCGACGAGGAGUUCGAGCUCGAAGCCGUCGCACUAGACAAAGGCACAGGCAAGAUCGCGACAUGCUCGACCAAGACCAUAUACAUAUACCAACCAUACGGACAAGAUGAGGGCGCUAUCAAGUGGUCGCUGCAGGGCAGCAUGGCACUCCCCAACCCAGACGACGCGAUAACGACAAUCUCAUGGGGUAUGCCCGACGAAGUACUUGUAGGAAGUGCCUCGCUCACCUUGUUCAAUACCCACGGCGCGACAGAACAGAUUUGGACGAAGCAGCUGGCUAAUCCAGUCAAGUUCGCUCACUUCUCGCCUGACGCAGAGGCUAUAGCCUCGACUGGCAGGCACGACCGACUCUUGAAGAUAUGGCGACGGCUUGCGUUUGGCUCCGCAGACCAAUGUUUCGAUCACUUUUAUCUACCCCAUCCCAUGGCCAUCACAGGUUUGCAUUGGCGCCAGCCGCACGGUGAGCAGACAGUGGACAACGUAUUGUACACGAUUUGCGCCGACCACAAAGUGCGGGUAUGGGUACCCGGGGAACAUCAUGGUGUUGACGGUAUGCAUUUGUGGGCUGAUGUGGAUCUGAUGGCAUCGAUAAAUCCGCGAUCAAUACCGCUAGACCAACAGUCAAGAAAACGAUAUGCUUUCUUUAUUGACGGGAAAUACUUCGCACAAGCAACAGAAAGAGCAAUGCAACAAGCAUCAGCAGAGGAGAAGGAUCACGGUCUUGCGCAUCAUCAUCUAAUCGAGGUCGCUAACCGCAGCCCGGAGAUAUGUGUGGUGUUGGAUGAUCAGGGAAACAUGUCGGCGUGGGGGUUUGAAAAUGUAGGGGCCAAAGCUAGGAAGCUUACGGAUGUUUUCAACAUUGCGCAUUCGGACGGCCUUCAUUUGCACUUUGCAAAGAACCCUAAAGCACUCGAAGACAAUGUCCAAUUCUAUGCGUUCAUUGGUGACAAGCCAGACUCCGAGUUCACUCUUCUAUCUCAUCAUUUCGACGGGCGCAUAGAGUGGCUGGAGUCACGAAUCGAUUACCUCUUUAACCCAUCACCGCAGACACAGCGCAUUCAGAGAAAAGCAGUGUGGACCGGACAUCUGCACGCUAUCAAGAAAGUCAAUCGGACAGCUAGCGGACGAGCGCUGGUGUCACGAACGAUAGCAGAUGAAUGCAUUGUGUGGGUACAACGACCAGCAGAGAGUGGAACAACACUCCAUCGCCAUAGCACCGUCAAGAUCACUGAGCACAUCCACCGUACAGCCUUGCUCCAGGAUGGCAACUUCGUCGUCUUUCUGCAUCAUGAACACAUCGCGUUGUGGGACACGAGAGGUCCGCUAGCAGUUGAAGUAACCCGUCGCGCAUACAAACUACAAGGUAAGCCUUUGUGCUUGCUCGUCAUUCCCGAAACGCAGACAGGUGGCCAGCUUCUGCACAUUGCAACCAUCAGCUCUGAGAUGAACUGCAUAUGUUGGGAGGUCAAAUUGCCCCUACCUGAAAGAGAUCCCAUUUCUGGUCGCAAGCUAUCAACCGUUGUUGCGACCAAUGGGCACACAAACGGAUACUCACAGGGAUCACUUGAAGAGUACUCAACAUUCGAUCUUGGAUCAGGUGAUGACCUGGCUUUCGUCCUGCCUGUAGACCCUGCGGGGACUGCGCCAGUGAUAUCGGGUUUUCUUGACACUUUUGCUCGCGAUGUCGCAAUUUCAUAUACGAAGUCUGGCGUCAUCAAGUCAUGGACUGCGCGAGUGAAUACCGAGAAGCGGAAGCUCGAGUGGCUUCUAACUUCCACUGUCGAAACUGGCAUACACAAUCCUUCACUUGCCAGUGGCACGUCGAUACGUAAAGCUGCAUUGGUAGAUGCUGAAAAGACAACACUGACAAUAUGGAACACAAGAAGCUCGCAACUUGAGUAUGAAGAGACGUUCGAAGGGAAUGGAGUCAUUCAAGAUUUGGAUUGGUCAUCUACGCCAGACAAUCAGUCAAUCCUUGCAGUAGGCUUCCCGCAUCGCGUUGUCAUUUACGCUCAGCUGCGCUACGAUUAUCUGAAUGCUGGGCCAUCCUGGGUACAGAUACGACAGAUACACAUCCGCGACAUCACACCUCACCCUAUAGGCGACUCGGUUUGGCUGGGCAGUGGUAAUCUCGUAAUUGGCGCAGGCAACCAGCUGUUUAUCCAGGACGAAGUUGUGGAGGUAUCCGAGGGACUGUUCCCUAGCCUUCGCACUAUUGCCCGCAAGACAGCUUCGAUCGAUAUUUUUGAGGCUGUCAGCAGAUUGAACGGUCCACUGCCGAUGUAUCAUCCGCAGCUGCUAUCACAGUGUGUUUUGGCUGGCAAGUUGCUGCUUGUUCAACGUGUCCUGCUACGACUGUACAAAAAGUUGAAGUUCUGGAUUGAAGGUGAGGACUUUGACAGCACUUUGGGAUUCUCAACGGAGGAUUUCUUCGAAGAUGAGACUCAUACCACUUCCUCAAGAAAAGAGAUCCGCUCGUCCUAUGCCGACUUCUCAGAUGACGGCGAGCCCGAAACUGUGACCGAGGAGGUCGCUGUCAACCUCAACGAACUUCUUACGAAGAAACAGAUACCGCUGCUCUCCAGUCGAGAACAAUUUCGUCUCGCCGACAUCGUCGAAUGCAUAGGCAUGGUCGAGAAACAUCGGCGCUCUAUUGACGAAAACGCCGGUCGCUUUUUGCUUUUCUUCAGACAGCAUGUUCUCAACGAGACGCAGAAGGGCCCAAUUUCAUGGCGAGAGAUCAUAUGGGCUUUUCAUUCCGGAAGCCAAGACAUCCUGACCGAUCUUGUGAGCCGGCACUUCAAUGGGAAAAUGAUGUGGCAACAUGCUAAGGAAUGUGGGAUAUUCAUGUGGAUGACCGACAUCAAUGCCUUGCGAGCCCAAUUCGAGAUCAUCGCCCGGAAUGAGUACACCAAGACUGACGAGAAGAAUCCUGUCGAUUGCGCACUAUACUAUCUCGCAUUGCGCAAGAAGCCAGUUUUGGUGGGCCUGUGGCGUAUGGCUACGUGGUCUAGGGAACAAGGUGCAACCCAGCGACUCCUUGCCAACAACUUCAACCAGGAUCGAUGGAAAACUGCUGCACUGAAGAAUGCAUACGCUCUGAUGGGUAGAAGGCGGUUCGAGUAUGCAGCUUCUUUUUUCCUGCUUGCAGACCAUCUGCAGGACGCUGUUAUGGUAUUGCACAACCAGUUGGGUGAUACUCAACUCGCUAUCGCAGUGGCGCGAGUGUAUGGUGGCGAUGACUCUCCUGUUCUACAAAACUUCCUAAAGGAUAAGGUCCUCCCUCAAGCUGCACGCGACGGCAAUCGCUGGCUCGCCACCUGGGCCUAUUGGCUGAUAGGCCGCCGCGACAACGCUGUCCGCUCCCUUGUCACACCGCUCUCCCUUUUGCUUAGCCCACCGGAAACACCCAAUUUCAAGAGCAAAUCAUACCUCACGGAUGACCCCGCGCUGGUGGUUCUGUAUAAGCAACUCCGCGAGAAGUCUUUACAGACUUUGCGCGGCGCGACCAUGAUUGGCAUGCGCGAGGAGUGGGACUUUGUAAUCCACACCGCGAACCUGUACGAGCGCAUGGGAUGUGACGUGCUCGCUCUGGAUCUCGUGAAAACUUGGGAAUUUCUUUUGCCCCCACCGACAAGGGUUAUGCCGGGACGACCACCGCUCAGUCCGGCUAUGCCGCGUGAGAGCUUCCAUGCUCGUGGUCCGAAUCAAUCAGCACUGGACUUCGACUUUGAUCCUAGGAAGCUGCUUAGAAGGCGGAGCUCCCUGGUUGUGGCUGACUUUCCGGUGCGUGAACACGGUAAGAACGAGCUCGCGGAACAUGCAGGGGCAGUACAGGAAGAGAAGAAUGAGGAUGAGGAGGACAAUGGCGAGGAGGCGAGAAAGGCGGAAGAGAAGGUCGAGCCUAAGAAGGAGGAGCCUAAGAAGAAACCGCCGCCUACUCAGUUCCAUGAGCCGGAUGCGAAUAGUUUGUUGGAUUCUUUUGGGUUCUAGAAUGCGAAAGUCGGGUUGAGUUUGUUAGCUGGACAUCGUCUUGAAUUGGUGGGGAUAGGUCCGCAUAGUAUGGUGUUGCGGAGGUUGAAGUCGGGUGCUGGUAUUGAACCUGGGUGUUUCAAUCUAUCAUUACUCGUCGCUGACAUAGAAUGCAGAGUCUUCGUGCAAGUAUUCGUAUGAAUUCAUGACUACAUUGCUGAGACAAGAUUCUAAGAUUUCCUAUUCAUAAUAGCACGCUUUACUUCAAGUCAUGUUCUCGUGCUAUGGCUCCCUGGUUUCCCG